CCAGCCGACCGGAGGCAGAGACGGAGCAGGGCGUCCAGCCGACCGGAGACAGAGACGGAGCGGGGCGUCCAACCGACCGGAGACAGAAACGGGGCUGGGCGUCCAGCCGACCGGAGACGGAGCAGGGCGUCCAGCCGCCCGGACCUGCGGUUCACUGAGACAUCGGCACCGGACGGUCACGGCAUAGCUGCCCCAGCUGCGGGCGCUGAAGAGCUGGCAGUGACUGGACGCGCCGCAUGAGCUACGGUGGCGAGCUCUCUGGAAAGCGCCGCCGCUCUCCGUACCUGAGGUCCAGCCAGCUGGAGAAGAUGGCCAAGGAGCUGCUGGACGAUGCUGGAGGAGAGAUGGGGACGACUGGCGGUCGGGAGCCGGGGCCCAGCUCCGGCCGGCCGCUGGGCUACAAUGGCCGCAGACCUGUUUCCAGACAGGACAAUGAGCGGAAGCCGUUGGAUGCCAACCGGUACGCUACCAAGAAGACCAUCGCGCAGGGCAUGCUGGACGUGGCGCUGCUGACGGCGAACGCCUCGCAGCUGCGUUACGUCCUGCAGGUGGGGGAGCAACACGAGUUCUACACCCUCAUGGUCACCCUCAUCAGCGUCAGCAUCAUCCUGCAGUGCCUGCAGGCCAUCACGAACCUGGCGCUGACGGUGCUGGACGCUCGCGACACCAGCCAGGCGCUGGCCAGGCCGCGCGAGUACCUCAACUACCUGACCAUGGCCUUCGCCCUGGGCACCGUCAUCGCCGACGCCAUCCGCUCUGGCUUCGGCUACGACGCCGGGCCGACGCAGGCCGUCGCCGCAGAGCCGUGAAUGCGGGAGCCUCUUCGGCGAGGAAGAACACCGGCAGAACACCGCCCGGCGGCGUGACAAAGCGACGGCAACGUCCUUAGAUAUGACAAGAGAUACACAAAUGGCUGAUGACACACUCGCCAGCCAGCCGCGCAAAGGGCCGUAAAUGGUCUUGACACUUCGGUAGCAAACGAGAAACAGCUUGAAAUGGCUCAAAAGCACGACACCAAACACCACGGAGCGUCAUGGACGCGGCAGCAAAUAAUAUACACGAGCGUUGAUGCUCUGUAACGAGAGAACAAACUGCACAAACGACGGCUGGCUUCUGGAGACGAGAUAGCCAAUGGGGUAAACAACAAGCGACCACCCGUAAUGUAGCUUAAACGCCGCGGAAGGCAAAGCCGGUCGCGGCCGAAUCACUGAAGAGGGUUCACGGACCGCCCUCCGCACCACGUGCUAAGCGUCCGUCUGUCCGUCCGAGAGCGACGAAGGCGACCCGAGAGGGUGGGGAGCACCAGCGCCGGUUGUCGAGCCUCGAGUGGCUCGGGCGUCUCAGUGACGCGCCACCUGGCAGGGAGCGGGUGUGCUGUGGACAGAUGACGUUCCACUGCCGCUGGAGCUCACCGCCGAGGCGGUGGAGAGGCUGCACACCGCCGUGCGAGGUCACAACCCGUGGAUUUGGCCUCGAGACCGGACACUGCGCGCUUCAGCGUCGGGUCAACGGCUGCACUGCACGCACGAGGUGCACUGGGAGUGGUCGUCUGGCUUCUCAUUGUCCUGUCCAGGCGCAGUCGGUUGAUGGUGUCUGCGGCUCCGCCUGCCUUCCGCACUCCAGGUCCAGGGCGACGUCAGUCCCGACUUCCCGACCCGGACCCGAUCUUGACGCCCGUCCUCU
Pollicipes pollicipes is the source of this 1683-nucleotide messenger RNA. Its product is annotated as ninjurin-2. Lineage: Eukaryota; Metazoa; Arthropoda; Thecostraca; Pollicipedomorpha; Pollicipedidae. Gene Ontology annotation, cellular component: membrane. The transcript has 3 exons. Gene Ontology annotation, biological process: tissue regeneration; cell adhesion. Bases 237 to 809 code for a protein of 190 amino acids. The record is from RefSeq and is a predicted model, not a curated record.